This is a messenger RNA of Prorocentrum cordatum, 2553 nucleotides long. The record is from the annotation of a GenBank genome assembly. Lineage: Eukaryota; Dinophyceae; Prorocentrales; Prorocentraceae.
AUGAGGAAGGAAGGAGUGGACCAGGCCAUCGCCAAGGGAGGACAGAGGGGCAUCUUCUUCCACACGCUGGCAAGGGAGAGAAAGGCGGCAGUGGAACCGGUGCGUUUCGUCGACCGCAACAAGGAAGAGAGUGACAUGGCCUAUCUCAGACGGGCCCUGGAGGAGGCGGAGAAGCUGGGCUGCUCCAAAGGCCUGGCGUUUCGACAGGGUGGCGGAAGCGAUCUCGGCCUCAGGGGCGUGGAGCCCGCGGACCUCAGAUCCCCCACGUGGCGGAUACUCAACCUGCCCCGCUGGUGGGCGGCGUGCGAGGUCACGGCGUGGCUGACCGCCGCGGGAUGGUCCCACCUGGAGAUUCUCGCCCCGCCGUCAGGACGGCUGGGAUGGCUCCUCAAAGGACGUCCUGGCGAGUCGCAACCACAAGCCAGUGGACAAGGACAGGAGGCGUGGACCAUCCAGCUGGACGGCACCGAGGUGAUGGUUCAACGCUACGUACGCGGUGGUCCCCAGGGGACCGUGCAGCAGCCGACGGCGUGCCGACCAUGGACAUGGAAGCCGCCACAGCCGGACGCGUCAGCAGCGCGGCCGGAGGCGCAGGGAGGGGCAGCCAGCAGGAAGGACGAGGGAGGCAAAGGACAGACUGGAGGAGCUGUGGGAGGAAGCCAGGAAAAGCAGACAGCUAAGACGAUGGAAGUUGAUGAGGAGGAGGCGGAGUCCAUAGCGAUCGACAGCGAAGCAGCACGUGCCACCAACGCCGGCAAGGGAUACCUGGAUGCCGUGCGGGAGCGCGCCAGCAAAAGGCAGCAGGAGGAUGCAGAGGACGACGCGCUAGAAGGUGACGCUAAGGUGCAAGCAAAGAAGAGGAGAGAGGAAGCCAGGAAGACGCAGGAUGAGGAGCUGAGGAGGAAGUUCGAGGCGCAGCUGCAGGAGGAGAUGCAAGGUGCGCCCCGGACAAAGAAGGCUAAGGCACAAACAGUGCAAGCGAAAUACAGGACGGAGCUGGAGGACGACACCUUCAAGGCUUUCGACUGGGGCACCGAUGGGGCCGAUUGCGGGUAUCGGGCCAUGGCGGCGCAAUACGCGCUGUCGAAAGGAAAGAGCAUGCAGGAGGUGGCAGACAAGGCCCAGACGCUGGCCCGCACGAUGAGGGUGAACGCCGCGACCCAAAUCAGGAUGCACUCCAAGCGCUUUGAGGCGUAUUGGCCAUCCAUCCAGGGGUCGCUCGGAGCUAGUAACAUCGAGGGGGGCGCGUGCCCCAAGAACUGGGCAGAAUAUUUGGAGGCGCUCAAGAGGCCGCAAAGAUGGGUCGAUGGCCCGGGGCUGGCCGCGGCCGCUGAAGUUCUGCAACGAGUCGUGGUGGUGCACCAGUGGCACGAGAAGAAGGAGGGGGACAAAGCGAAGGGCUGGCGGGUGCUCGUCGUAGUGGAGCCCUUCGAGGAGAAAGACCUGCAAGAGGCGAGAAAGGUACGGCCGAUCCACAUCGGUGUUGAGGCGAACCACUACGUGGCCCUCAUGUACAAGGACGAGGCGGAGUUGCACAGGUGGGUGCACUCGAAGAGGAAGGCGACGAAGGAUAACCACGUCAAGCAGAUUGCCAAGAUCCCGCGGGCUGCGGGCGGGGCGAGUACUGCAGGAGACAGACUACCAGUGGAGGAGAAGCUGGAAUGGAGGUGCAACCUGUGCCCGGACGUGGUGGUGAGGGCCAUCCCCUGCAGGAGGGACGAUCUCUUGGAGAAGCCCCACUUCGGCGUCAACUACUACCUCGCGAAGCGGCGCAGGAGGCACAUCCAGCAGAGGCAUCAAGGCGAAAAGGAGAAGGUGGCGCCGAUUGCGGAGCGGGGGGGGAUCCCUCCUCUGAGCCACUCGAUCCCGAAGACAGUGCGACAGUGGACAUGCGGUUUCUGUGGUAUUGGCCAGGCGUCUGGUUACCAAGGCAUGGCUGUGAAGCAACGGCUGCGUCACUACAGAGAGGCGCAUCCAGAGACGACGAAUUCCGAAAGGAGGUCCGUAGGACAUACCGCCAACGGCGGGAACUACGACAAGGGCCAGAAGAAUCCAGGCAAGUCCAAGCGGUUGCUGACACGCUGGGCGGCACGCGUGGACAAGAAGAAGAUAGGAGCUCACUACAUCCGGGUAGUGAAGCUGACAUCGCCAGGGCUCAAGGGCGCACUAGGAGGUCGCGGGGCUGAGAGGCAGACGAGGACCUGCACGAAGUGCAUGGGCUUGUGGACGGGGACGGCAAGCCUGAAGAUCUUGAAAGAGAACAGCUGUGUCCCUUUCAGCUCCCCACUCUCGCGCUGGAGGUGGAUGAAGAGGCUGCAGGCGUGGGCACAGGCGGAGCCAGAAGACAAGAAGAUGCUGCGGGACACCUGGUCUGAAGGGCCGGGCAAGAACCCCACGGAGCACCAGUGGGGCGCCAUCGAGGCUGCGGCGGAAGCCGCCAGGAAAGCGAACGAGGAGGAGGACGCGAGCAAGGCAGCCAGAUUCCGGGCGGCGGCCCGCAAGGAGCUGGCGGCGCUGCUCCCGAAGCGAGCUCGGAAAAGGUCCCUGUGUUGA